AUGUCGGAAAAUGCCCCUCAUCCUCUAAGCGCUUUGGCCUUUGAGCAUUGGGCAGUGUGUGUUGUGCAGGACUUGUGUGGUUUUAGUGUUCCCACAAAGGGACGGAUCUCGAACGAGUCUCUGUCGUUGGAUAGUGUUGCCAUGCUAAUUACCAACAGCGUGGGAGGGUUGGAAUCCAUGUACGCCCUGGCACCUCUUGUGAUUGAUACUACCCUAUAUUAA
Molecule: messenger RNA, 222 nt
Organism: Fusarium venenatum
Lineage: Eukaryota; Fungi; Ascomycota; Sordariomycetes; Hypocreales; Nectriaceae
Source: RefSeq, a predicted model, not a curated record